Molecule: messenger RNA, 4549 nt
Organism: Bicyclus anynana (squinting bush brown)
Lineage: Eukaryota; Metazoa; Arthropoda; Insecta; Lepidoptera; Nymphalidae
Gene: esn
Product: protein prickle
Exons: 8
Coding region: 1141-3186 (681 amino acids)
Molecular function (GO): zinc ion binding
Source: RefSeq, a predicted model, not a curated record
CAAGCCGGCAGUGAGCGCGCGACCACUCGGCCCGAACGACGUCUCUGCGCCUGCGCACCUGUGCAACUGCGCCUCGCAUGACCCCUCACGACAGUGUACCGAAACCCCCUGUGCAAGUGUGCAGUGAUCUGUGUUGUGCUUGUGCAUGUGCAGUGCUGUGCAGUGCACAGAUAACUUCUGGAGCGUUGACCGUAGUCAGCCUCGCCCGGCGCGCCGCUCGUUGCGAAUGGACUGGUAUCUUGCGAAAGUGAACCCAGUGCAAACCAGUUUAAACCCUAAAACAAAGCUGCUACAGUCUAAAAUCGUACGUCAUAAACCUCAAGUUCGCACCUAAUAAUUUUCGAUCAGUACGUGAAUAGUAAACACGCUUCUAAACUAUUAUCUUGCCAGAUAAAAUAUCCUCAGCCUCCGCGCAGAUCAGUAGAAUCAAUUAGAUAAACAGAAGUUUGAAAAUAUUGAUUGCAUAGUUUGGAAGCGUGUUUAUCUACAAUCUUCACAUUUAUAAUUGAACAAAAAACGAAAGUGUAGCUAACCGAAAGGAGCCAAAUAGUGCCGCAAAUCAAACUAGCUUCAAACCGGUUGAAACCAAGCAAUGUGCCAUUUAAAAAGAACUUGAAACUAAAUCUUCUCGUCUAUCUCAGAUAAUCUUUUAAGACGUUAUAAAUCACAAGAACUCUUAAACUUUCUUUGGAAUUCUAAGAUACCUAGUAUAUGUAGACUUUAUAGUUUACUUUACCUAAAGUGUUCUGACAGCUAAACUGAUGUUUUAAAGACUAAUAAAAGUUCUACAAGCAAAAAUUAUUACUGUGCUAAAAAGGAGAAUGAAUAAAAAUACACUGAGAUAGACUAAAGAUUGUUCUAGCUAGAGUAUUAAGUCAAACAUAAACUACACAAUAGUCAACUAUUUAGUAAUAUUUUUCAACAGUGUUGUUUGUCCUAUCUACAAAACUUUGAUCUAUACCAAAUAUUACUCUAGGUAGUGUCUAAGUUUUUGAGUUAAAUUACCUUUUGAAGAUAGAUUAUAGUGUGUGUGUUAUAUCCAGUGCUGAGUUAAGUGAGCAUUAGUUGUUCGUACACAUGAGAACUCGUAGUGUGGAGUAGUGUAGUGUGGAGUGGUGCAGUGUGCAGCAUGAGGGCGCCAUGAAGCGCUCCAAGUCGUACACGUGGCUGUCAGGGCUGCUGAAGCCGCGGGUGGAAGAGGACGAGUGGGUUCGCGCAGAGGUUGCCAGACAUGACAGACCAGUGUGCCGGAACUGCGUGGUAUCGCCCACCGGAUCAUCACCACCGCCUCUUCAUGAGCAGCAGACUUCACCUCCCCCUCCAGCACCCGCCUCCCCUCUCCCGCACCUCCCAUCACCGCAACCCAGUCACAGUGGCUCAUCCAUACCAAGUACCUCAAACUCCCCCCACCCAUACUCCUAUCCAAACUUCAGAAGACAACCAUACCAAGAGUCUUACAACUUGUUACACAGUCACAGCGUUUCCCAGUUAAACCAACCUCAACCUGGUCAGAGUUACCAUUCCCCCCAAUCUCCUCAGUCAGCGAUGUCUCUGUCUCCACACCCAGUUCCUCAAGGCAAGUUGAGGGGGCUGCUGGAACAUGCAGAGAGGCUGAUGAAGCCGGGGGACCCUCACCGGCAUUCGCAGAGCGACGACGACUCAGGGUGCGCGCUGGAGGAGUAUACGUGGGUUCCACCAGGAUUGAGGCCAGAACAGGUCCACCUGUACUUCUCAGCGCUCCCAGAAGACAAAGUGCCUUACGUGAACAGCAUCGGCGAGCGGUACCGGCUCAAACAGCUUCUGCAGCAGCUGCCUCCGCAAGACAAUGAGGUGCGAUACUGCCACGCGCUGUCAGACGAGGAGCGCAAAGAGCUGAGGCUGUUCAGCGCGCAGAGGAAGAGGGAGGCGCUGGGUAGAGGACAGGCGAGGCAGCUGCACGCACCAGCGCCUUGUGACCGGUGCGAGGAGUCUAUGUCAGCUGGUGACAUGUGCGUGUCGGCGGCACGAGCUGGCCCGGCGGCACGCUGGCACCCGGCGUGCUUCGUGUGUGCCACGUGCCAGGAGCUGCUGGUCGACCUCGUGUACUUCUGGAAGGACAACCGGCUCUACUGUGGCCGACACCAUGCCGAGAACCUAAAGCCGCGGUGUUCUGCGUGUGACGAAAUCAUCCUAGCCGACGAGUGUACCGAGGCGGAGGGCAGAGCGUGGCACAUGAAGCACUUCGCCUGCGCCGAGUGCUCCAAGCAGCUCGGCGGGCAGCGGUACAUCAUGAGGGAGGCGCGCCCCUACUGCUUGCCCUGCUUCGACAACUGCUUCGCGGAGUACUGCGACGCUUGCGGCGAGCCCAUCGGCGUCGACCAAGGCCAGAUGUCUCACGAGAGCCAGCACUGGCACGCUACGGAGCGCUGCUUCGCUUGCCACACGUGCCGCGCCAGCCUCCUCGGCCGCCCCUUCUUACCGAGAAAAGGCGCCAUCUUUUGUUCCAUAGCCUGUUCCAAAGGUGAGCCUCCAACGCCGUCAGAUUCCUCCGGACCGGGGCCACGACCGCCGCGAGUCCCUCGACCGAGAAGGAUCCCCUCCCCCAAAUCCCCGUCUAGAUCACCGCAGAGAGACUCGAAUACAAUAGAUGCGGAUUCAGAACCGAGCGGAUCCAUGGUUUUGGAGACCCCCCCGCCGCAUCCGCCGCUGCCGCACGCCUGCCUCAGCUUAGAUAGAGCGUUAGCGGAUUUGAGGAUAGAACAAUCUGUAACGGAACACCAACUCCAACCGACUCCGACUUCGGAAGAAACCAAUGACGUUCCAGAUUCGAACUGGAAGCCGCCUCAUCCUGUCGAAGCGCAGACGGUUGUCACGCCGGGGCAUUCGACGUCCAUGCCUGAAUUGACGCUAGUGGACAAAGGCAAAAAGCCCAGAGGAGGUCGCACGGUGAGGUUUUGCGGCGACGACAACGAGGCGUUCGAGCCCGACGAGCCGAUUAAAAAAGAAAAAGUCAGAGACGACGACGCGAACAGCUACUGCAGCACGUGCUCGUCGUCGUCGUCGUCGACCGAGUCGUACUCGUUGCCGACGAGACGCGCGUACGGCGGAGUGAGGAUCUCCUACGUGCCCAACGACGCGGUGGCGUGCGCCAAGCGCGAGCGGCAACGCAAGAGCGCGCACAACGACAAGAACUGCAUAAUCUCGUGAUGCCGGCCCCUCGCCUGCAAAUGACACCGACCUCCGAGCGAAAGACUGACUUUAUUAAUAAUAUAUUUUGUAGCCCCCUACACGCCAUAGUAUUAUAAACAUAUAAAUAAAUGUGUAAGAAAACUGUCUUCCUUGGAAAAGGGGUGUACAUGACAAUAUAUAGCAGAUGGUACACGGCAACGCGCAUGUCGCUUUUAUAAUAAUGUUUUGACGCGCAUGCCGCAUACAAAAGGCGUUAUAAAAGGAUUUCUAACAAAUUUAUCUCAUUCCGUAUAAUUAUUGUAUAGUUAAUCCGUCAGUGAAAGCCGUCAUUGGAUGGAAUACACCUUUCCUAUUGACGGAUAUCGACGAGGGUACGCGAGUAUUUUUUGCAAACAUUAAAUAUUUUGCAAAAAGGGGUUUAAAACGACCGCGGUGGUCGAAAAAUCAGCUUUAAAUUACCGAAAAAUUAUAUAUUUAAUGCUUGCUAAAUUAAUUGACAUAUCUAUUAAGCUUUUGUAAUGAUACGUAUAUUGUCAUAUCCUGUUUGAGAAACGUAUAAUUUAGGACAUAUCCCACAUUGCCACGUAGGUGUAAGGAUGUAAUUAAUAAAUAAGAAAUUACUAUGAUAAAAAUGUAAAGACUCAGUACAAAACUGCCUUGUAUUACUUUGUAAAACAUUUUUGUAUUUCAAGAAUGUGUGUUCAAAUUUGUAAAUAGUUUGUAGGAAAUGUAAGUUAGAAUUAAUAUCGACUUAAGGUCACAUUUCAUGAGCCAGCAUUGUCUAGCACUUGCCACAAUUAUUUUACACAUACAGUGAAGAAAAUGACAAUAUAAAGAAUAAUACAUUAAAAACUGUUUAAAUAUGUAUAGUGGAAUGAAUUAUCCAAACAAUAACUUUUUUACGACAUUUCAUACCAAAAUAUGUACUGGAGUGUAUAACUGUUUCUCUUAAUGAAGAAUAUUUAAAUUAAAUUGUAACAAAACUCAGAAUACUUAACUCUACGUUUAUAAUUAUUUAUCGGGCUUUUUACUGUAUUUGUUUUUAUUAUUUUUCUAGAACUUAUUUAUUUUCUAUUAUUCCUUUGCCCAUUGUACAAACUGUUUUUUGAAUCUCUGGUGACAGGAACUACUUAAUCGAUAGGAAAAACAAUUAAAUUAAUUACUCUUUGAACUUUCACAUGUUGAAUUUGCCAGACCAUGUGAAAUUCCCUUCAAAAAUUGAUUUCAUAUUCAUAAAUUUUAUUUAAAAAAAAUCAAUCUAUCUUUAUUUAUUUGUCAUAUUUAAUUUCAACUAUAUCUAUUUAAUUAAAUUCAACUUGAUUACUGUACGUAAAGAUUUCUAAGUUAUUUGUAACAUCGAGAGAAUAAAAUGUUUUUUUAU